AUAGCAGCGAUUGUAAUUCGAUUUUAAGCAAUCAUGACAGAACUAUGUCGAAUUCUCACCUUCUCAAGGAGGGAAUAAACCAAACUUUGAGUGGAAGAACAAGCAGCCUCUGGCAGAGUGCUGGAAAUAUUCUGAUUUACGAAAUUAACACCCAAGGAACUUAUAUUCAAACAUUACAUGGCUGGAUCUAUAUUAAUAUUCAUGACUGGAACCCUGAGCAAGGAAAUGACUACUUUAGAGAAUGAGUAGAAACUCAAUUUGAGAAACUCAGAAUGAAAUAAAAUCACAUUCGAUAUUGAGAAUCGGAAUUUAGAGGAAUACUAUGAAGGUGAGAUGGCAUAUCAGACAAGAACAAGGAAGCUCAAAUCUUCCUUUCUCUGCAUCAUAUCUUUGCUUGUUAUUGUAGAAUGUAUAAUUGUCUCUCUUCAAUACCUUGGAAUAGCUUCUUUGCAAAGUGACAGGUGGCAUCCUGUAGCCCAAACUCCGAUUGAUUAUAUCAGAUAUCUGAAUCUAAGUGUGCAGAACAUGAGCUUCUUAAUAGUGUUAGCAAUAAUAGUUGCUAUAAAUAUCCCUAUUCUCUCUGUAAUACUUUGUUUGAUUUUUUUCAAGUGAAUUAAGAUAGGAGAUACUUCGAGAAAAUCACCGAUAUUGCUAAUAAUACUAAUGUUUCCCUUUUUAAUGACUUUUGGUGUAUUUUCUAUUCCUGUGACAAGACUCUUGAUGAGUACCUACCAUUGAAGCAAGAAUGAGAAUACUGGAGUUAGAUAUCUGAAAAAAUAUGAUACCAUUGAAUGAGAAUCUCCUGAGCAAAUUGCACUUUUCUGAGUAGCUUUGCUUACAAUUAUCCUACAAGUAACAGCUUGUGUGGUCUUUGUCAGUUUCACUCAUAAAGAAGGAGUAUUUGAUGAGUAUGGCAAUGAGAUAAAAAUGAAGAAGGAUCCAGACCAAAUCGAGAUCCAUGAAUCUGAAUGGGAUUUCCCGGAAAAUGAGUCAAAAUUUUCCUCCCUGAAUUACUUUUUAACUCGAAGAAGGUUCAAGGAAGGGAUAAAAUAUCUCCCCGCUUUAUUAUAUCUUCAGAAAGUAAUCCUGAUUGGUUCAACAAUCUUCUUUCCAUGAAAUGAGUGGUGGCCUUCUCUGAUCUGAUGUGCAUCGAUCUUAUUUGUCGCAAUGUAUUGAGUCUAUUAUCAACCAUACUCUGAUGCAAGAUACAAUCAUCUAUGAAUAGCUUUGCUGUUUCAUAAUUUGUUUGCGUUUUUCAGGUCAUUUUUAAUAAAUUUGGGUGACGGAAACAUUACAAUGAAAAGAGUAGCUUCUUUUGGGCUAUUUCUUAAUCCUUUAUUCUUGAUCCUUGGAUUUUUGACCAGCUACUUUAGGUCAAUCCAAUUAGGCUAUGAUGAAAGCGAACACUAUGACUUGUUAGUGACUAAGACUGAUGCACAGAAUAAACGAAAUGAAAAGUUUGCUAACAUUAUUAUUAGUAAAAUUAAGGAACUUAAAAUGAAAGGAGUCAAAAUUCAAACUAUCAGGAUAAAAGAAACUGUAAAGGAGUAUGUCCUAGCUCAUGGAAUCUUUUGGGUGGAUAACGAAGUAGGUUUGAAGAAUCUCAGCAUCCUUCUCACCCAUCUCAGUGAAUUAGAGGAGGAGAAACCAAUCUAUUUCAGCAAGAUGUCUAUUAAAAACUCCAAUAUUGAUGUAAAAAAUCCCAUUUUAAUUCGGGAGGAGACUAUCAAAAUCUUUUGCCAGUGAUUCUAUGGCGGAUUAUUUCGUUGAUUGUCUCAUUUAGAGAUCAACGGAUUCAUAAUGUACGAAGCAAAUCUGUUUCUGAUAAUUGGAAUUUUGGAAAAUAACCCCACAUUAGAAGUGCUAAACAUCAGCAAUAAUGAGUUGCUCUCUUUUGAAGAGUGCGUGGAUGAUGAGGAUCUUCUGUUCAAAUUCAAUUUGAGGAGAUCAAAGAACCAACAUCCUUAUAGGAUUCCCAAGGAAACAAGGCAAGCUAUAGGAGCCUUACUUAGCGAAAAUAAGGUCUUAAGAAGAUUGAUUGAUGGCGAUGAAGAGGAUAUGACUGAAGGUUAUCAGAACACAAGAGAUAGCCGAUUGUUAAUAACUUUACACAGCGUAUAG
Moneuplotes crassus is the source of this 2121-nucleotide messenger RNA. The record is from the annotation of a GenBank genome assembly. Lineage: Eukaryota; Ciliophora; Spirotrichea; Euplotida; Euplotidae.